This is a messenger RNA of Ectocarpus siliculosus, 2191 nucleotides long. The record is from the annotation of a GenBank genome assembly. NCBI's taxonomy places the organism in Eukaryota, Phaeophyceae, Ectocarpales, Ectocarpaceae.
CAAACACGUGUACCAUACCGCCUACACGUAACCAUGCCGCCACCACCGAUCCCUGAGCGGAAGGAAGCGGUGAACCCGCCGCCGAUCCCUGAGAAGAAGGAAGCGGUUAACCCACCACCGAUCCCUGAGCCGAAGGAAGCGGUGAACCCACCGCCGAUCCCUGCGCCGACGGAAGCGGCGAACCCACCGCCGAUCCCUGUCCGUAGCGGUCCUCGUCCGCCCCCUGGAGCAGUGGCCACAGCGAUGUUAUCAGGAGGGGAGGGGUUACCGUUUGCAGGCAAAACACAGCACGAGCAACAAGAGGAGGAGGUUCAAGCACGCCCGAACAAUCCGUACGAACUAAUGGUGCAACCUGGUGCAACGGUGACAGCAUCGUACCCAUUCCGUGGAGAAGAGAGCCUGCAACAGUUGUCUUUCGCGGUGGGAGAUGAGAUCCGCGUCAAACAAAAAGAAGAUAUGUGGAGUUGGGGCGUCUUAGUACGAGGGGGCAACGAAGGGUGGUUUCCUCAUAACUACGUGGGUACCACGUUCAAGCCGCUACCAGGGAUACACGAGAUGGCUGCGAAGUUGAAAGCGCGAAACGAAAAGGCGGCGGCUGCGAAGGCUCGAGAAGACGAACCAAAUCCCCAGUCAGAAAACGCGGAUCCUACGGCGUCAUCUCUAGACGCCACCGCAGACCACACAGCAGACGCCACACCAGACGCCACCGCCUCAUCUCAAGACGCCACAUCGGAUGUCAAGUCAGCGCCUGGGGGUGAUAUCGUAGCUGACGGCGCGACGUCAAACGAGACACACCCAAUUCCAAACGAACAUCUUCCGGACACUAGCACCGGCACCGGCACCGGCACAGCAGCAGUGUCUGAGGAUGUCGUACCAGGUCCUGUGGAUGGUGUUGCACGCGAAGACGAGGAAGUUGGUGGAGGCGUAGGCAACGACGUCGAGCUCAAGACAACGCCGAAGACCGAGAAUGCAGACAAACCUGCAUUGGUCAGCGCCACUCCGUCGCUGCCGCCUUUUCUCAAGGGUCCCACGAACACGACCGGUGCGGCGACGGCAGUUUUGCCGACAUCAGGAGCCGUUCGUGAAGCCGACAGCGCAGAAGUUGUCGACACAACUCAAGUGCAUGGAGUAGGUUUUGCAGGAGAGUCGCCUGCGACACGUACGGGGUGUAAGUGCACCGUCAUGUGAACACGAUUAAUGUUGGGGGUGCUGCGCUUAAUUCUGGAUUAAUGGUUUCAAGUACUUCUGUUUCGCCCGUGCUCACGGCGGGGGUAGGGGCCAGAUGAUGACCCCCUUUAGUCACUUAAGAGUUUCUUCCAGAACGUGCCCGAGGUUCACGUACGGUCGCCACCGAUUUAGUGAUAUCCCUGUUGGGGAAGCUCUACAGCGUUCAGGGCUAUUUGUUUUUCUGGGCCCGGAUGAUUGGACAUCUUAGGGUGGUGUCCUGCCUUUCAUGAGGCGGCGAGUUUCGUGGAUUAAUGUUACACCUGCUUUUCGGGAGUAUGAAAACGGCAGUCACACAGGCCACGGUCCACCAAAUAGGAUAUGUGUUCGUUUCGCGGUUCUUAACCCAAGCGUAAUGAGGAAGGCGGCAACGUGGCGUCGUACGUGCCGUGAGAUUGCUCUUGGUUUAUUGGUUUGGCAUACAGGGGGGAGGCGUCCAGGGUACAACUUGAAUACUGUGUUUUCUGUGCUCCUCACGUUUGAUCCUGUACGACACCUCUGCCUCUUGUGUUUGUUUUGUCGUCGUUCCACCCUCCUGCUGCCUGGGGCCGGCGUCCAAGGAACAGCUUGCAUACUGCGUUUUCUGUGCUCCUCACGUUUGCUCUUGAAUGGCGCCUCCGCCUCUUGUACUAUUUUUGUCAUCGUUCCAUGCUCCUGCUGCCUACUCACUUGUUGCUUCGUUGAUCAUGAUGAAACGCGGCUUCGUUGUUCCUCAUCACCCGGCAGUGUAUGCCUGUGUGUACCCAAGUCGUUCAUAAGCGACGGCAGGGUUAGUGCGUCAUCGACUGUAAAGCUGCUGAGGAAGUGCGGGUGAAACUCUCAGGCAAGUGUGUGCGCAAUCGUCUUGAGAUCGUUUUUUCUGGCGUGGUGCGUAUUGUUUGCGGGCUGUAAUUGUGCGGUAGUGUUGACAUGCGUGCUCCAAUGUGGAAGCGGAAGUAGUUCGAAUGUUCAACUAUUGUAACGCUAG